This is a messenger RNA of Salvia hispanica, 2719 nucleotides long. NCBI's taxonomy places the organism in Eukaryota, Viridiplantae, Streptophyta, Magnoliopsida, Lamiales, Lamiaceae. The record is from RefSeq and is a predicted model, not a curated record.
CAUCGCUCAAAAAGUGUUUUGCAUAUUGUUCGAUUUUUCCUAAAGGUUACAAAAUUAAAACACAGAAUCUGAUUGAGUAUUGGAUGGGCGAAGGAUUUUUUGAAGCUGAUGGAAGCAAUGAAAUGGAAGCAAUGGGAGAAGAUUUUAUCAAUGUUCUUCUACGCAACUCUUUACUGCAAAUUGCAGAAAGAGAUGUUUAUGGAAAUGUGGAAAGUUGUGUGAUGCAUGAUCUUCUGCAUGAUCUCGCAACUUCUAUUUUAAGAGGUUCUUUUAGGGAAGAUGAAAUUACCCGAGUUCGGUACGUGUUUCUCAAAGAUGAUUCAAGUGCUGUUCUAAAAAAUAAUGCAAAAUAUUUACGCACAUUACUGUUCAAGGAUAAAAUCAAUGGAAACAUGUUCUCAAACUUCGAAUCUCUUCAUGUUUUAACUUUUGGAAGUCGGGAAGUUGAAGAGUUGUCAAAUGAGAUCAAGAAGUUGAUACAUUUGAGAGUUCUUGAUAUUGAACAAACAUCUAUUGAAUAUCUUCCUGAUUGGAUUGGUGAACUUUUUCACUUGCAGACAUUAAGAGCGUGUAGUUAUCGUCUAAAGCAACUUCCAAGUACUUUGAAGAACUUGAGAAACUUAAGGCAUCUUUAUAUUGAGGAAAAUGUAGAGUUGUCUGCUGAGAUUGGUCUGUUAACUUCUCUCAGGACCCUAAAAAUUUUUAGGGUGGGCGACAAGAAUGGUUACAAAAUUGAAGAGCUCGGAAGUUUGAAUUGUCUCAAAGGAAAACUGCAAAUUGAUAACCUUGAAAUGGUUCGUAACAAAGAAGAGGCUGAGAAAGCAAAUCUAUCUAACAAGCCAAAAUUAUUGGAGUUGUAUUUGGGAUGGAAGAUCGGUAGACAAGGUGAAACUACAAAUGAUGAGAAUGUGCUGGAAGGCCUCCAACCUCACUCUCGUCUGAAGAAUUUGGUGAUUUCUGGAUUUGGAGGCAGAAGCUUUCCUUCAUGGACUCGGAAUAUGGAAGUUGAUGAUGUAGGUCAAGGUUCUAGGCUACCACUUACCAAGUUGGUUAAGAUAACACUUUCCGACUGCUCAGAAUGUGAAGAAAUCCCAAUGUUUGGGCAGUUGCUAAAUCUCAAGUGUCUUCGGUUGUACAAAUUGAGGAAUGUGAAGUCCAUAAAUUCUUCAUUCUAUGGAUCAGUGAAUGAUGAGACACGUACUGUUUUCCCAGUGCUAGAAGAGCUCGUGUUGAAAACCUUGCCUAAGCUCACAGUGUUGAAGGGAAUAGAAUCAGUGGGUGCAAGUGCUGUCAGUGUAUUUCCUCACCUUCAACAUUUGACGAUCGAGGAUUGCGGUGUGUUGACGCGUUUUCCUACCCAUUUCUGGUCGUCCCUCAAAUGUUUGAAUAUUUUUCGUAAUCGCAGCUAUAAGCCUUUGGCAGAUAUAUUUCAAGCGAAAUUAACGUUGUUAACAGAGCUUUGGAUAGAUGUAAUAGAUGAUGUAGAAAGUCUCCCAGAUUGGCUAUUCUAUAGUAAUCCCAAUCUCUCAAAGUUCACUAUAGAGCAGUGUUCCAAUUUGAGAGAAAUACCAGCUGGUCUAGGCACCCUCAAUUCUUUGAAAGAGUUGCGCAUAACGGAUUGCCCAAAUCUGAAACGGAUAGGAGAUCUUGGCGUUAACAAUCACAAGAAAGUCUCAGAUCCCUUACAACUUUGCAGAUCAGUGCAUGCAAGGCUUUGCUGUAUCUUCCAUGUGAAAUGAUAGGAUCCUCACUCAAGAAUUUGGGGUUGGAGGAUUUAUGUAGCCUAGAGAAUCUACCCGAAAUAAUUGCCCGUCUCCCAAAAUCCCCCCGUCUAGCACGUUUGACAAUUACUGGUGUUCCUCAGUUCACGACGACUUGUUUUGUUGAGAUUCAUCAUCCUUUUAGUAGCUUGGCAUGGUUAAACAUAGAUGUUAGUGUGGGGGGAUUAAUGGAGACUGUUAAUGGCAUAUUGCAAGGAUGCUGCUCACUUAUUCGCUUACAAUUGAAGGGGAUGGAAAGUUGGGAAAAUCUGCCGGAAUCAAUUCAACAUCUCACUUCUCUUUAUUAUUUAACCUUGGAGAAUUUUGGAAUAGUAGAGUUAUCUGAAUGGUUGGGGAACUUCUCAUCUCUAAGGCAGUUGUAUAUACGAAAUUGUAAGAAGUUAAGGCGUCUACCCUCUGCGGAUGCAAUGCGGCGCCUCACUGAAUUAGACACCUUAAGUAUUGAGGGAUGCCCAGAAAUAUGUAUUGAAGAAGCAAGUGAUGCAGCUGAUUCUCAAUGGACCAACAUUUCCCAUAUCCCCUAUAUCAGAAUUGAUGGACGCCGGAUCGAUCGUGAUGAAGUGGAAAGCAGAAGGAAAGGUUCGUGUUUGAGUUUGAGUUGCUUCUAAAGAAUGAGGAGGUGGAGGAGUGUGUGCCAAUUAAUUUUCUUCAACUUGAUGUCAUCAUUCUUCAAAUUCCCAACGGUUUGUAAAUGUUUGCGUUGUGUCUUUCUCAUGCCGUAAAGUGGUGGCAGAAGAAGAUGAAGCAAAAGACUUGUGUUAGAGCAAUGUCCGAAUUUGCUUACCAACAAACUUUGACGGUUGUACUCAUUUUAUCCUUGUUUGUUGCAUGAAAAUUGUAAAAUGUAAGGUAUUUUAAGAUGUUUGGAUUGGUUUUGUUGUUGUAAUUUAUCAAACAAGAUCCUAUGUUUUGUAGUUAUAUCAUGGUCUUUUGUCUUA